Molecule: messenger RNA, 636 nt
Organism: Eimeria acervulina
Lineage: Eukaryota; Apicomplexa; Conoidasida; Eucoccidiorida; Eimeriidae
Exons: 2
Coding region: 1-636 (211 amino acids)
Source: RefSeq, a predicted model, not a curated record
AUGUCUCCUCUCCCUAGUCCUAGAGCUGCAGCAGCAGCAGCAGCAGCAGCAGAAGCGGCUGCUGCAGCAGCAGCAGCAGCAGCACCCGCAGCAGCAGCAGCAGCAGCAGCAGGCGCUGCAGCAGCAGGGGCUCCACCGCCUGCAGCAGCAGCAGCAGCAGCCCCUGCAGCAGCAGCAGCAGCUGCAGCAGCAGCAGCAGCAGCAGCACAACCUUAUGAAGCUUGCGGGCCUGAAGCAAUAGAAGAAGAUGUUGAGGGUGCUGCUGCUGCUGAUGCUGAUGCUAGUGCUGCUGAUGCUGCUGCUGAUGCUGAUGCUAGUGUUACUGAUGCUGCUGCUGAUGCUGAUGCUUGUGCUGCUGAUGCUGCUGCUAAUGCUGCUGAUGCUGCUGAUGCUUGUGCUGCCGAUGCUGCUGCUAGUGCUGCUGCUAGUUCUUGUGCUGCUGAAGCUUGUGCUGCUGAUGCUGCUAGGGCUGCUGCUGGUAGUGCUGGUGCUUCUAAUGCUGCUCCCUUAAGUACUGCUGCUGCUGCGAGUGCUGCUGCUGCUAGUGCUGCUGCUGCUGCUGCUGCCAAUUUUGCUGCUGCCAGUGCUGCUGCAGACACCUCUAGUGAUACAGCACCCUCCAUGCCUCCCCGCUGA